This is a messenger RNA of Drosophila miranda, 4163 nucleotides long. RefSeq lists its product as uncharacterized. The record is from RefSeq and is a predicted model, not a curated record. The coding region runs from base 183 to 2606 and encodes 807 amino acids. Lineage: Eukaryota; Metazoa; Arthropoda; Insecta; Diptera; Drosophilidae. The transcript has 7 exons.
GUAGUUCCAACAAGUGCAAACAUUACUAAUUUACUUGGCGUAUCGCGCCCCACGCCCCAAGAAUCUCACUUAUUGUUUAAGUUAUUUGUGUUUGUGUUUGUUUCAAUUAAAAGUGGUUUUAGUUAGCACUACUAACGGACAGCAGGGCGUGGCCGCACGCGUAGCCAGAAAACAUAACUAGAAUGUUUCCCUCGACGAUUUUGGGGCGCAGCUACCUGCUUUUUAUGCUGGUACUCGCCGUGGGCGUGUUCGCCCAGCACGAGUGGCAGGCCCGCGACGCCUUCGAUGAGAUCAAGAUACAGUUUGACAAAGUCAAUGCCGACAACUGUCCCAUCCAGCAUCAUUCGGACCUGUUCAUGCCCAUGGAUGCCGUUUCCCACCACCCGGACAUCAAAGAGGUGAAUGUGAAUCCCGUGUUCCCCAAUCGGACGGCGUUGCUGCAUCUGCAGAACAUGGCGCUGACACGCAGCUUCUUCUGGAGCUACAUUCUGCAGUCGCGAUUCAUUCGACCCGCCAUCAACGACACCUACGAUCCGGGCAUGAUGUACUACUUCCUCUCCACCGUGGCUGACGUAUCGUCCAAUCCGUCGAUCAACGCCUCGGCUGUCUACUUUUCGCCAAACAGCUCGUAUUCGUCCUCGUAUCGCGGCUUCUUCAACAAGACGUUUCCCCGCUUUGGACCGCGAACCUUCCGUUUGGAUGACUUCAACGAUCCCAUUCAUUUGCAAAAGAUUUCCACGUGGAACACAUUCGACGUUCAGGACUUGGGCGCCCACCAUCCCGACUCUAUAUCGAAGGACUACAGCCAUGACCUGUACAAGAUAAACGAGUGGUACCGCGCCUGGCUACCGGACAAUGUCGAGGGACGGCAUGACACCAAGAUCACCUACCAGGUGGAGAUCCGCUAUGCCAAUAACACAAACGAAACGUUCACCUUCCACGGCCCGCCUGGCGCUGAAGAGAAUCCCGGACCGAUUAAGUUCACGCGGCCAUACUUCGACUGUGGUCGUUCGAAUAAAUGGCUGGUGGCAGCCGUCGUUCCCAUAGCAGAUAUCUACCCCCGGCACACCCAGUUCCGGCACAUCGAAUAUCCCAAAUACACUGCAGUGUCCGUCCUGGAAAUGGACUUUGAGCGUAUAGACAUAAAUCAGUGUCCCCUUGGCGAAGGCAACAAGGGGCCGAAUCACUUUGCAGACACAGCGAGAUGUAAAAAGGAGACGACAGAGUGUGAGCCCUUGCAUGGCUGGGGCUUCAGGCGGGGCGGCUACCAAUGUCGCUGUAAGCCGGGCUUCCGGCUGCCCAACGUCGUGCGCCGGCCCUACCUGGGCGAGAUCGUAGAGCGGGCCUCGGCAGAGCAGUACUACAACGAGUAUGACUGUCUCAGUAUUGGCUGGAUUCAAAAGCUGCCUAUCCAGUGGGAGAAGGCUCCGUACCAUGUGCGGCAGAAGUAUCUGGACAUGCACUCCGAGUACCGCAACUAUACGACAGGUUCCAGGUCUCUGCACUCGGAGCAUAUAAACAUCGAUCAAGUAUUGAAGUUCAUCCACGGUGUCAACUACCGCACGUGCAAAAACUUCCAUCCGCAGGAUCUCAUACUGCGAGGAGAUGUAAGCUUUGGCGCCAAGGAGCAGUUCGAGAACGAAGCCAAGAUGGCCGUGCGACUGGCCAACUUUAUUAGCGCCUUCCUGCAGAUAUCGGAUCCCAAUGAGGUCUACUCGGGCAAGCGUGUGGCGGACAAGCCCCUGACCGAGGAUCAAAUGAUCGGCGAGACUCUGGCCAUUAUGAUGGGCGACAGCAAGGUCUGGUCGGCCUCAACGCUCUGGGAGCGCAAUAAGUUCACCAAUCGCACCUACUUCGCACCCUAUGCCUACAAAACGGAGCUGAACACGCGCAAGUACAAGGUGGAGGAUCUGGCGCGCAUCAACAAAACGCACGAUCUGUACACCGAGAAGAAGUACUUCAAGUUCCUCAAGCAGCGCUGGAACACCAACUUUGACGAUCUCGAGACCUUCUAUAUGAAGAUCAAGUUGCGGCACAACGAGACAGGUGAAUACCAGCAGAAGUACGAGCACUACCCCAACUCGUAUAGGGCGGCCAGCAUCAAGCACGGCUACUGGACCCAGCCUCAGUUCGACUGCAAUGGCUAUGUGAAGAAGUGGCUGGUGACCUAUGCGGUGCCCUUCUUUGGCUGGGAUAGCCUCAAAGUGAAACUGGAAUUCAAGGGUGUCGUGGCCGUGUCCAUGGACAUGAUGCAGCUGGACAUCAAUCAGUGCCCGGACUGGUACUAUGAGCCCAAUGCCUACAAGGGCACGCACAAGUGCGACGAGAAGUCAUCCUACUGCGUUCCCAUAAUGGGUCGUGGCUAUGAAACCGGCGGCUACAAGUGCGAGUGCCUGCAGGGCUACGAGUAUCCGUUUGAGGAUCUAAUCACCUACUACGAUGGACAGCUGGUGGAGGCCGAGUAUCAGAAUAUUGUCGCCGACAAGGAGACGCGCUACGAUAUGUUCAAGUGUCGACUGGCCGGCGCCUCGGGCCUGCAGUCGGCCCUGGGGCUGGUCAUCGCACUGAUUGGCCUGACGCUCACCAUGCUUUAUAGAUUUAGUUAGGGAUCCCUGCACGCCAAAUAACUAACUCUCUAGCCUUUUCAGCCAACUUUCGUCCAAUCGAAAAACUCACAUCAAAUCUCUCCACAAAAGACAUAAACUACAAAGCAACAGCAAUCUCAAAGACACAAAAAUUGACACCCAAAAACAAAACGAGCUGCCAGCCCAGUUCUCCGCAAUCCGCUCUGCAAUCCGUUUGCUCUUCUGCUCCUUUUGAACAUUGUCAUCAUUUAUCUGCAAGGCGAUUAAGUUGUAGACAUAAUCUAUUACAAUGAAUCUGGUUAUUUGUCAUUUCUAUCAAAAGCAGCAGCAGCAGCGGCAGCGGCAGCAGGAGCAUCCACGGCGGCAACGGCAGCAGAAAAGCGCAAACAGCCGCGCCUACUGCGCUCAGAUUACGGAAGCGUCGUCCUCCGGGUUUUCGCUUUCGUUGUCGCUGUCGCUGCUCCUUCUGUGGCCCUCUCUAAUGUCCGUGAAGUCGCCCAGCUGUAUGCGUGUGUGCUCGCUCGCUCAGAGCGCCGAUCGCAAACCUGUUAACAUCAAAACCCAGUUAGGCCCCGUACCUACACCCAUCGGGGAGGUCCAGGUCCAGCCUGAGGGUUGUUUGUGCCGCACGCACACCUUUUUUCCUUGGCCUCUGCCUGGUCCAACGGAUGGCACAAAAUAUCCAACGCCUGCCGUCGUGUUUUUCUUAUAUUAAAUCGUCGACAUUGCGUCCGAUGGUCUGUUGGCUGCUUUUUUCUUUUUUUUUUUUUGCCUGAAUUAAAUAUAUAUGCCGCUGCCGCUGCCGCUUUUUGCUCCUUGAUUAUCAUAUGCGCUUGAAUUUUAUUAUCUGUACCCUGAGAACUUUUUCUAUGCGCCGCAGGAACCAGUUUAUCAGCCACUUGGUCUCCUACCAGGGCAAAAAAGAAAUCUCCAGCUUUUUUCAUUAAAAACUUUAUAGCCAUAGGUAGCUGGACAUGGGCACAAAAAAUCUUUUUCACACAUUUUUCAUAGUCAUCUCAGGGCAGAAGCAGCAGCAGCAGUCUCCGAUCGGUGGGCAGGGCAGUGACUGUCGCAGCAUUUGGGCAACUCCUCCAUUUCCAAAUGUGCCGCUGCGACUGAGCCGGCUGGCUAUGUCCGCUUUUGGUUUUGUUUCUGGGUGUCACAUUCAGUCCUCAGAGGGCUGUCCCUCUCCCUAAUAUUCCAUUCCACUAUCAAUUUGUAGAAAAAUACAAAUACGAAGCUGUCAAAAGUGUAAAUUGUGCCUUAAAGAAAAACGUACAUGUAUCUGUCAGUCAGUAAAUGUAAAUGUAACUGUUUGUGCUCGAAUAAUUGUAAUACCAGAGACUAUAUCGAAUGUCCGUCCAAGAACAAAGUCUGUUUUUGUUUUAUGUACCUUAAUGUUAAGUGCCUUGAGAGCAGACAGCAGAGAAUUUUUACAAAAGUAUCACUUUUCCAUAGUUUAAUGUAUAGAAUCUUAAGUGUCUUUUAACUCAAAACGAAUCCAUAUACACAAUGUUUUAAUAUAUGAUUUUGUAGUAAAUUAAUGCAUUUAUAAUCUCCUCGCGGGGCUCUCACUUA